AUGGCGCUCGUGGAACCUAGUCUGCCAUCUCAUAUAAAGCAUGUCGAGAUCAAGGGUCCCUCGGACUCGAAGCCAACCACAGUUGUAGACAGCGAGAUAGAUGCAUCGGCCUCAGACAAGGCGGACACCCAGUUCACACUGGAGGAGCACCCCGUUGAUGAAGUGCGUCCUAUCAAAGUCGGUGUCAUCGGAGCUGGACUCACAGGUAUUACUGCCGGUGUGAUGCUGCCUGCGAAACUGCCUGGUCUUGAUCUACGCAUUUAUGAGAAGAACGCGGACGUGGGUGGAACCUGGUUUGAAAAUACCUAUCCUGGUGUUCGUUGUGAUAUUCCUGCACAUGUCUAUCAAUCUGGAAUUUCACCAAAUACCCAAUGGACUGAAGAAUUUGCCCAAGGAGAGGAGAUCAGAGACUACUGGCAGGGAGUCGCGCGAAAGCACAAUGUCUAUCAAUAUCUUCGCACGGGGCAAAAAGUACAGAAGGCCGAAUGGCAGCCCGAGAAGGGCAAAUGGAAAGUAACUAUUGAGCAUGUGGACGGGUCAAAGAUCUAUGAAGAGGAGCUGGACGUGGUGAUUAACGCCAUCGGUCAUUUCAACGAGUGGAAAUUGCCCGACUACGAAGGAAUCAAAGAUUACAAGGGAACAUUGUUCCAUUCUUCCCACUGGGACCACAGCCUUGAUCUAAAAGGAAAAAGAGUGGCUCUCAUCGGCAACGGUGCCUCUGGUCUGCAAGUCUUGCCUUCAAUCCAACCACUAGCCAGCCACGUCGAUCACUAUGCGCGACACCCAACUUGGAUUGCGGACUCAUUCAGCAGUGGUAAUGUGGGAGUUCGUCGCCUGGAGCCAAACAUCAUCCCCGAAGAGCAGCGAGAAUCCUUCAAAGUUCCUGAAACGUAUCUAAAAUACCGGAGGGAAGUCGAGAGAAACUAUUUCGAGCGCUUCGGCGCGAUCUUCAAAGACACACCUGAAAACAACGCUCUUCGCGAGAAGUGGACCGAGCUGAUGCUGCAACGCAUCAAAGACAAGCCCGAGUUGGGCGACAAGAUUCUUCCAGAUUUUCCACCCAACUGCCGUCGCCCAACGCCAGGCCCCGGAUACCUAGAAGCCCUGUCCAAAGAUAACGUCGAUUACAUCCAGACACGAAUCAAGCGCUUCACUGAAACCGGAAUCGUGACGGAGGAUGGAGUCGAGCGCCAGGUCGACAUCACAAUCUGCUCCACGGGAGCAAAUGUAGACCAUGCGCCGCCUUUCUCCAUAAUCGCCAACGGCAUCGAUCUCAAGACCGCCUGGAAACGAGAUGGUCAUUUCGGCUUCCCAUACUCCUACCUCGGCUUCGCGACACCGGGCUUCCCUAACCUCCUUUGGCUAGGCGGUCCCUACGCCUCCGGCCACAGUGGUACAGUCCCCAACAGCGUCGAGAAUGUGGUGACCUACAUCGCCAAGGUGCUUCGCAAGAUUCGCAGCCAGGGAAUUAAAUCGAUCGAGCCGGGCAAACAAGCAACUGACGAUUUCGUCGCUUACUGCGACCAGUUCUACCCACGCACUGUGUGGACCGCCAAUUGUAGCUCUUGGUACAAUGGUGGUAAGCCCGGUGCUAGAAUCCAUGGUCUUUUCCCUGCGAGUGCAUCUAGUGUCAAUUACAUUCGACGUGAUCCUCGCUGGGAAGAUUGGGAAUACACUUAUGUUAAUCCUAGUGGAAAUCGGUUUGCUUACUUUGGUAAUGGGUGGACUACCAGGGAGUUGACUCCGGGUGCGGAGUUGACGCCUCAUUUGAGGUUGCCUGAGGAUGUUGAUUUAAAGUCUUAUAUGGAGGGAUGGUGGGACGUUUGA
Penicillium brevicompactum is the source of this 1827-nucleotide messenger RNA. RefSeq names its product flavin-containing monooxygenase. The transcript is spliced from 3 exons. The record is from RefSeq and is a predicted model, not a curated record. Lineage: Eukaryota; Fungi; Ascomycota; Eurotiomycetes; Eurotiales; Aspergillaceae. Bases 1 to 1827 code for a protein of 608 amino acids. Gene Ontology annotation, molecular function: flavin adenine dinucleotide binding; NADP binding; N,N-dimethylaniline monooxygenase activity.